Ceutorhynchus assimilis (cabbage seed weevil) is the source of this 399-nucleotide messenger RNA. The record is from the annotation of a GenBank genome assembly. NCBI's taxonomy places the organism in Eukaryota, Metazoa, Arthropoda, Insecta, Coleoptera, Curculionidae.
AUGUUCUCCAAAACAAUAAUUUUCUCCGCCUUAGUGGCUUUAGUAGUCAGCACUUCACCGAGUGCUAACCCAACACCACAAGUACCAGUAGUUUCCCAAGACUUCGAUCUCGCACCAGACGGUUCUUACAAGUUCAACUUCGAAUCGGCAGACGGCAUCAAACAAGAACAACACGGUGCACCGAAAGUCGUCGACAAAGACGUCGUUGUUGAAGUAGUCGCCGGUUCCGCUUCGUAUACGGACUUGGAAGGAGGCAAACACGAAAUCAGCUACGUAGCUGAUGAAAACGGUUAUCAACCGAUCGGUGCUGAUAUACCUGUAGCUCCCAAAAUUCCUCCCAUGAUCGCUAGGGCUUUGCAAUAUAUUGCUGACCAUCCACACCCAGAAGAAAAACAAUAA